Molecule: messenger RNA, 5146 nt
Organism: Anopheles bellator
Lineage: Eukaryota; Metazoa; Arthropoda; Insecta; Diptera; Culicidae
Exons: 4
Coding region: 1-3144 (1047 amino acids)
Biological process (GO): regulation of transcription by RNA polymerase II
Molecular function (GO): protein dimerization activity; RNA polymerase II cis-regulatory region sequence-specific DNA binding; DNA-binding transcription factor activity, RNA polymerase II-specific
Source: RefSeq, a predicted model, not a curated record
AUGCAGGCAACCGGGGAAAACGUCCUUCUCGACGAUGAACCAGGCUUCAACUUAUUCGAAAACCUGCUACCGAAUUUCCCGAUGGAGGAGGAGUCCACCGAAGAGCUUCCGCUGCCGGAGCCACCUAGGGACGAGCUUUCGGUGCCGCCCGAGACCGGUUCGGUGUGCGACGUGAACAUCGACCAGAGGCUCCAGAUCAGGCAUGACUGCAUGUGGUCCGGCGUCUGCGUAGACCUAUCGCACCCGGAGAAGUUCGGCUUAGGUCUAGGUGAAGGGUGCUGCAUUGACGGUGGCGGCGAUCCGCUAGUGCUACUAGCGCAGGAACAGCAACGGAACCAGUUACAGAAUCUCGCACCGGAGGUGGCAAAACCGGGAAACACUACUAGUGCCAAGGAGAGCGCAGAGACGCUCAAGCCCCAGUCAACGCCGUUCCGGGUUCCAACAACGGUGGCCGAGAUACCGGCCGGUAGCUCGUUGCUCAUCAAACGCUCCCCACAACAGCAACAGCCACAAAACCGUGCGAUAGUCAGCGGCGGCGGCGUCGGCGUCGGCGGUGGCGGCAACGGCAGCGGCAGCAGCGGCAACUACAGCACAAAUGUGUCCCCUAGUACUUCCACGCUUCGUCUACCGUAUAUUCCGACCGGCGCGUUCAUGAAGAACCGAGAACACCAUAUACUGAGUGGUGCGAUACAUCAUCACACCAGUUCGAAUACACCACUCAGCGUGGAUGAUGAUCCGCCGGAGUUCAAACACAAGCUGGACCUGGUCGCCACCUGUACCGUUAGCUGUAGUGAAGCGCCAGCCGCUACCGGCUCUGCUGCACCUUCCGCUUCCUCGGCCGUCAGCAGUGGUAGCAUUAAUGGGGAAAACGUUGCACUAAACUACUGUAACCAAACCGCCCAGUUGCUCCAGGAUGAUGCCACAGCACAGCUCAGCGCAGGCUACAUGCGCAGUACAUCCAUCGAACCGCUCGGCGGACAGCUAUGGACGGUGCCCGACUCAUCGGACAGUGGCUUCAGCAGCAACAGUCUGUCCCAACUGCUUCGCGAUCUUCGUGAAAUCGAAGAAAGGGACUCAGCGACGUUAUCGUCCGCUUUUAGUUUCUCCUCGCAGACGAUCGACAACUCGGUAAGAAGUUCCGGCGAGUGUGGCGAUCGGGGGAGUUGCAGUAAUUUUCACUACUGGAACUGGAACAACAGCAGCAACAGCAGCAACAGCAGCAGCCGUAGAAUGACGAAAAGUAGCUGCGCCAGCUUAGCUGGCGAUCUGACCGACACGACGGUUGUUAGUGCUGCUAUCAAGAAGGUCACGUUGACAACGGUGCAUCGGAAAGAGAAGACGUUAGUGGAGAAUGACGACGCUGAAGAGGAUGAUAAACAGGAUGACGAAUUGCUGUUCGAUACAGCACCCAGUGACUCGCCAGUCACUGCUAAAAGUUUCUCGUUCGAGAAACACGAUGACGAGGAGGAGGAAGAUUUCGUGGAGAAAGGGUGUGACUUAGAACAAGAUGACGAGUUGCCUUCUGAUGCAUCGGCCAGUGACUCACCCCGUGGUUUGGACAGUUCCUUUACUUCCUGCUCUGAGGAAGAUGAUGAUGAUGAUGAUGAUGAGGAGCACGUCGAGAAGAAAGGUGAUCGCCCACAACAACAUAACAAACGGUUUUCGGAUGCAGCAGCAGCAGGAGAAUCAGCCAUUUAUGCGCACUGUUCCUCUACUUCUUGCUCCGAGGAAGAUGACAACGAUGACGGCGACGAGGAAGACUACAAGAAGGGAGCGCCAGGGUACGGAAGUAGCAAUGGUUAUGGCCCAUCACGCGCCACGCGCCGCCACUUGGGCAAACGGGGCGUAUGGUGCCAACGUCGCCAGAACCUCACCGGCCGUCUAGGUGACGGCGGACAGCCUGCAAAGAGAAGGAAGCUUAAUAAGAAUGAUUCGUCGACGAACUUUGACAGUGCUACUGCAACUUCGCCGACCUCUUUCCGUGACACUAGCGUCGGCCGACGUCGAGGUGGAAGUGCGACGUCGUCCGAUUCUCUACCGUUCGAGGGCCACCAGGCGACGCACGUUGGAGACCACAGUUACACCCGGCCGAAGGGGCACUUUAACAUGAACGACCUCGGCGUGCAGACACCUUCCGAAUCGGAGGAAGAAAUCGAUGUCGUGUCAAUCGGUGACAAGAACUUGCCGACGAAUCCCACGGCUCGUGAUCGGCGCGCUCUUCAGUCAACGGUGGCCAGCAAGAUUCGCAAGCAGCAAGCAGCGGCAUCGUCACGCCACGCGGCAUCCGGUUCCGCGCAGUACGGCGGAAGUUGCUUACAUCGCCAACAGCAGCAUCGUGUCGACGAUGACCGCUACGUUAGUGGUUCGCAUUCGCUGAACGUUAGCGGCGGAGGCGGCGUCAACCUGAUGCUCGGUAUCUAUCCGACUCCCGCCGGUUCAACGACGAUUUCCGGUGCGAACACUCCACUGCUGACCGGCAGCGGCUGCUCGAGUGUGGCUUCAUCUCCACCACCGGUCCCAUCGUCCGCUCGUAAACGGUCUGGUAUUAGUAGUAGUAGUAGUGCGAGAGGCAGCAACAGUAAACACCAUCGCGGCGGUUCAUCAUCCGUGAAACGGUCGCGCCGGCAAGGGAAGAAAUCCGCAUCGUCAACCGGUGCCAGUAGGGCAGCAGACCCGCAUUGCGACGUUACCGCACAUGAGCCGGAUUCGGCGGAAAAACGCAACCUUCAUAACAACAUGGAACGCCAGCGCCGAAUCGGCUUGAAGAACCUGUUCGAGGAGCUGAAACGUCAGAUACCGAGCCUCCUGCGCGACAAAGAUCGCGCCACGAAAGUGAACAUACUGCGCGAGUCGCCCUUGGAGGGUGCCAAAACUGUGGCUACGGUGAUCGCCAGUAUUCCGCGUGUCGAGGAGGACGAGCGCUGCUUCGGACGGCGAUGGCGACAGCAACAGCGGCUAGCAGCGAAGGCAUCUCCCUUGGGCAGGCAACAACGACGACAGAGAGAACGCCAGCAUUCCAUCAGCUGCCCCAGGAUGAAGGGUCCUCCGAAGAACAGCGACCGAACGCCAAGCGGUGGGCCUGCCGAGUUAUUGCUGAUGUUACGUACUAGGUCAAUAGAAGCAAUAGAACGUGAUUGUAAUUAGGCUUUUCAAUUCGUUCAAUAGAAAACAGGUACUUUUAGUAAAAAUUUAGUUGCAUUACCUGUUACAAAAAAGGAUAUUAACAGCACAACAAUGAACACAAAUAAAGACGUUAUUGCAAAGAUCGUAAGGAUAAAACACGGAGUAAACACACAUCAUACUGUUGAACUACGAAAUGCGCAUUUCAUAGUAACUAGCCGACUUAGUAAAUAAACUAACAGGUUGUUUCCAAGUUAUUCAUUGUUUUUGAAUGUGAAAUUAACAUUAUUUGCUUUUACUUUUAGAUGAAAAUAAAUCAAUGAACUAAAACUUACUCAUAAAAUUUAACGAAAGAUGCCAAUAGCAUGGUAUUUGUGUUGACACGAUGCAAACAUUGUUCAUGCUCUAGGCAUAAUUGGCGGUUCCUGGCUUUGUGUUUUCAACAUAUGCUAUCGCAUUAUCUGGCCCGUGGUUUUGGUACCAUUAUGUAUCUUGAAUUCGUGCUUUUUGGCAUUGUGAAAGUAUGUACGGCCGGUCAGGAUCGCUCGGCAGGGCAAGCUACUGGAUAAAGAGAGAAAUAACCUAGGAAGAGAAAAAAUAAAAAUUAAUGCGGUGAUGCUUUUGAAGUUAAAUAUUGCUUUUAACGGUUUGGCCUAAAUAUAGUGCACACAUACCCGAGCACACAUGGCAAAAUUGUUUAAGAUUUUCCAAGGCUAUUGGAAACGGUUAGACUGGUUGGUUAGUCAGAGAGAAGCCCUUGAUGCAUGGAGCAAACAACACGCGAGGAACACUGCAACUAUAGCUACUAGGUUCAAUAGUUUUCUUUAUUGCUAUCACCUUUGUACUGCUAGAGCAGUACAGCUAUUUUGAGACUUUGUAUUGCUAGAAAGAAACCGAACGCAUUUGCCUUCUGUGUAAGCUUCAAACAAUGUAAAAAUAUCUAAAAAUACUUAAGAUACCGAUAGAUAGAUAUUUCGCGAACAGGAAGAACAAAGAGAGAAAAGCGGAAAACAAUAAACAGAUAGAGAGAGAGAAAGAGAGAGAGAGAGAGAGAGAGAAAGAGAGAGAGAGAGAGAGAGAGAGAGAGGGACGGAUGAAAUAGGAAUUAAAAGAUAACGAAAGAGAGAGAAUGUGACAUUUGAAAAGGGGGCAGGUUUUGUGUGACCAUUGUAUCUAUUAAUUGAUUUAUUUCCGUCAAAUGUUAGAUUAGCCACUAAUUUUAUUAAACUUGGUAAGCGUCAAUGACUACAUAUAGUAAGUUGGGUAUUGUGAGUGAGACUUUUAUUGUUGAGACUUGGAGCAAAAGUGGGAAAGACAAAAAGUGACAAGGCUCGCCAGCUUUUGUUACAGUUUACGAAGAGUUCAUGAGAAAGCGCCGUAGAGAGAGCGAGAGAGAGAGAAAAGAAACAGAAAGAGAGAAAGAGAGAGAGAAAGCGGAAAAAGAUAGAUAAUAACGCCUCGUCCACAGUAUGAGUUUUCUCUGCAGGUUUUUUGAUAUGCUAGCGUUCACACUAGCAGCUUUUGGGUGCAAAAUUCCGUUACUUUCUGUGAGUGAAAUAACAGUUCGUUUGGUUUUGCUUUGAUUUUUUUCGGUUUCCUUUCCUUCUCCUUCUAUUGCCAUCUUUGUCAAAAUCUGAUCCGCUGUCGAAAAACUAGUAUGACUGAUAAAAAAAAUAAACUAGUAAAAUAUGGUUUUUGGAAGGCAAAAAAACUUGCCGAAAUUUAGCUUCAACGUUCACAUUGAAAAAAUACGUGAAAUAUUUCAUUAACAUAAGGCGCUCAAAAGCAACUCAAAGUAACUUACAGAACUUUAGCAAAAGAUUGAUAGUUUCUUGGCCUGCCAUACAUUUUUACCAUGUUUCUCAUACUGUGGACCCCGCGUAACAGAGCUGUCUAGUGUUUUGGAUAAGAAGUGUUAAUGGACAAAAGGGGGUUGGACAAUUGAGCGAAAAUUAUUGUGAUGGAAUUUUGAAUAAUAAAAACGAGAAUACCACUUUCCCACCAUCACAUCCGGGUAUGGUAUGGA